CCUGGGAUGGAUGGUCGCGUGCUGCAUUUCAUGGUUGGAAACCUAUCCUUGAAUUAAUGAUUCCUGGUAUCUUUAUGGUCUGUGCGGAGUGGUGGGCACUUGAACUUAUAUCUUUUCUUGCUGGAUAUCUUGGUGAACUUUCACUUGCAUCCCAGGGUAUAAUAACUUCUAUACUUAGCAUAAUAUAUCCAAUACCAUAUGGAAUCUCUAUAGUAGCAUCAAAUCGUGUUGGAAAUUUAUUGGGUGCUGGUUUAUUAGAAAGGGCUAAAAUGGCUUCAAAACUUUCCAUGCAAAUUGCUAUUAUUAUUAGUUUAUUUAAUGCAGUCAUCUUGAUAGGUUUCAAGGAUAGUUUGGGAUACAUAUUCACCUUUGAUGAUGAUGUAGUCAAAUAUACAUCUUAUGCCUUACUAUUUACUGGCAUUUUUGUGUUACCCGAUGGUAUAAACGCAGUCGGAUAUGGUAUUCUUCGUGGGCAAGGCCGUCAAAAUAUUGGCGCGCUCGUUAACGCCCCUACAUAUUUCUUGGUAGGAAUACCUAUUUGUAUAUUUGCAGCUUUUAAAUUAGGAUAUGGAUUACGAGGUCUUUGGAUUGGAGAGAUGACAUGUUCAUUUAUA
Molecule: messenger RNA, 614 nt
Organism: Dentiscutata heterogama
Lineage: Eukaryota; Fungi; Glomeromycota; Glomeromycetes; Diversisporales; Gigasporaceae
Source: the annotation of a GenBank genome assembly